AUGACCAAAACGCAAAAACCAAAAACUUUAACUACUAAAAAGCGAACUCCAGCAUUUGUAAAACUUUCGAAGUCGGAUAAACCAGAACCUCCUAAGAAGGAAAUCCGCGAGAAACCAACAUUGCAACCUAUCCCUAUUCAAGUCACCGCAUCUAAUGAAACCGCGUCUCGAACCACGACUAACUCACCAAGAAAUCAAGAAAAACCUUGCAUAAUUUCAAAGCCUCCUCCUAUUCAUGUGAAAUCUAAACCAGAGCAGAUGAACAACCCUCCUCUACUCGAACCGAAAAUCGUUCUGAAUCCACUAAUGCCAAUUCAUUACAACGCCAAACGAAUGAUGAAAUUACUCCAUUAG
Molecule: messenger RNA, 354 nt
Organism: Nezara viridula (southern green stink bug)
Lineage: Eukaryota; Metazoa; Arthropoda; Insecta; Hemiptera; Pentatomidae
Source: the annotation of a GenBank genome assembly